This is a messenger RNA of Pungitius pungitius (ninespine stickleback), 1850 nucleotides long. It is a transcript of the gene aif1l, whose product is annotated as allograft inflammatory factor 1-like. The transcript has 6 exons. The record is from RefSeq and is a predicted model, not a curated record. Gene Ontology annotation, molecular function: calcium ion binding; actin filament binding. Gene Ontology annotation, cellular component: actin filament; ruffle membrane. Gene Ontology annotation, biological process: ruffle assembly; actin filament bundle assembly. NCBI's taxonomy places the organism in Eukaryota, Metazoa, Chordata, Actinopteri, Perciformes, Gasterosteidae. The coding region runs from base 128 to 571 and encodes 147 amino acids.
GGUACUUAUUGACCCGCUGAGCCUCGUCCCUCUCGGACUAGUAUCGCCCCGGCGGACAGUUGCGGUAGUCUUCUGCCUCGGACGUAAAUUCAUUCCUCGGACCCGUAACCUGAACAUAAACUCCGGGAUGCCUUCGAACGUACAGGGAGGGAAAGCCUUCGGUCUGCUGAAGGAGCAGCAAAGGUCCAAAUUGGAAGAAAUAAACAAGGAAUACCUGGAAGACCAGAAAUACAGGGAUGAAGAAGACCUGGCCCAAAAACUGGAGGGGCUCAAAAAUAAAUAUUCAGAGUUUGACCUGAAUGACCAAGGAGAGAUCGACAUGAUGGGUCUGAAGCGCAUGAUGGAGAAGCUCGGGGUGCCCAAGACCCACUUGGAGUUGAAAAAGAUGAUCGUGGAGGUGACUGGAGGCAGCAGCAGCAACACCAUCGACUACAGGGACUUUGUGAAGAUGAUGCUGGGCAAGCGCUCUGCCGUGCUCAAGCUCAUUUUGGUCUUUGAGGACAAAGCCAACGGCGCCACCUGCAAACCGGACGGCCCCCCCCCAAAGCGGGACAUCUCCAGCCUGCCUUAACCGCGGGGGCUCAGCCCUCCGGACGGACACUUGAAGCGGGGGGGGGGAGUGUUGUGUUCGUGUGGGACCUGGUGGUUCGGGGGUGUUGCGUCGUUGCGUGCGUGUGUGUGCGUGUGUGUGCGUGUGUGUGCGUGUGUGUGCGUGUGUGUGUGUGCGUAAGCAAGCUGUUUUGUCAUUUCGGAGGUCCCACAAGCCACUAAACGAUGUUUGACUGGGAAUAUUAUCAUUCAUCCUUUAUUUUUUUGUAUGUAGAUGUAGCAUUAGUAGUCGUACUUGUAAUCGUUAUGUCAUGGAUACAUUUUAAGGGAAGACUUCCAGGCUUCAGACGUGUGCUUUUACCGUUUUACAGAGAGUGGGAUGCUUCCAGGGAAGCACAAGAACAAGAAGCACCACAUAUUUUGCACUGUUCCCCCCCCCCCCCCCGUGUCGUCUAGUUAUCGAAAACCGCGAGGCUGAACCGCUGAUCUGGAAUCAGUACCCGGCUAACUAUGGUCACCUGGUGAUCUCGUAAUAUUUUUGUAGACUACUGUAGCGCGAAGCGUUGUCAAUAUUCCUCUGUCAAGCCAAGUGUGAGUGAAUAAGAUCAUGUUGACUGUUUUUUUUUUUUUUUUUUUUUUUUUUUUUGGAAUCUGUAAGGUUCAGCACAUGUGCAUUCUGGAGGGAGUGUGAUUUACAGGCGCACACACACACACACACACACACACACACACGUGUGUAACAAAUGUACAUAAUAUACUCCACACAGUACAAUCAUAUUCUUUCCAAGUGCCUCGACAUGCAGAUGCUGUGGAGCUCAAACACACCGCUUGAACGAGGAGGCCGUGCCGCAGCAGUCCUCUUGGUUCACCAGUUACAGGAAGAAAUGUUCUUUGUUAUUUGGUGGCAUAGUUUUGGUUACGUUUGAAGUCUAUUAGUAUUGUAUUUCCACUACAUUUUGAGUGAGGUGGUCUUUUCCUUUUUUUUUUUUUUUUUGUUAACAUUAUUUAAAGCAUUAUUUUUGUUAGGUUACCUUAUAUUUCAUACAUGUGUUCAUCAUUUUUUUCCGGCCCCCUCCCUCCCUCCCUUUUGUUGAACUGCGUUCAUUGUCCUGUGAAUUCUGUUAUUUGUGCCUCAGUGUUGCUGUAACUCACGCUACUUACUGUGAAUUUGCUACUUGUAGUGUUUUUAAUCCACAUAACGUGUUUUUAAACUAUUACUUGUCUGACGGGUGUAUUUUUAAUGUUGUUGAGAUGCACAUUGUUUGCAGACACCAAAGGAAUUAAAAUUAUUCUUACACUGG